UAAUGGUUAGAAGCAGGAGAUGGGAUGGUGAGUGUAAAACAUUUGGUGUCCAUGAUCUGGUGCGGGACUUGAUUCUAAGAGUAGCUAAUGAUGAGAAGUUCCUGCAGGUCUCUAGAAUUCAGGUAGCCACUAAUCCUUCAGCGAACAAGUUUCAUGUUCGUCGCUACAGUUACUCUUCGCGCAUUUAUGAUGACGACGAUUUACGUGAGUCAUCAUCUAGUAACACCCGAACUUUGCACUUCUUCUAUGGAUUGAAUAACGAUUCUCUUUUGGGGCGCUUCAAACUUCUAAGAGUGUUGGCAAUCCUUGACUGUACAUUUCAUUAUUUUCCCCUUGUGAUAAAAAAAUUAGUACAUCUCAGAUACCUUCACAUAUUCAACUGUCACGAGGACAUUCACAGUUCAGUGUCAGAGCUUUAUAAUCUGCAGACCUUGAUUUUUGGCCAAUAUUCUGGUUUAUCAGUGGAGAUCUGGAAGAUGAAACUUUUGAGGCAUGUUGAGAUAAAAGGGAUCUCUGAUUUUUGUGUUCCAUCAAGUAAGGAAGGGUCUAGUUUCAAGCUACAAAAUCUUGAGCAUCUGUCAUAUCUAAAAAUUUCUUGCUGUACUGAGAAGUUGUUUUCUGAUAUUCCAAAUCUAAAGACUCUGAAAAUUUAUGGUGCCAAAGGAGAUAUAACUUCCGAGCUAAAUAGCCUUUCUUGUUUAAAUAAACUUGAAACAUUGAAGAUCGCCUGCAACCGAAGAUAUUACGAGCGACCACCGCAAAGUAAGUUUGCAUUGCCUACAUCUCUGAAGAGGUUGACUUUAGAAAGUACUUAUUUACCAUGGGAAGACAUGGCGAAUAUUGUAAUGUUGCCAAACCUCCAAGUGCUUAAAAUUAAAGACAAUGGAUUUGAUGGUGAUGUAUGGAGACUGAAUGAUGAAAUGAUUUUUAAUCAACUUAAGUUCCUCCUAAUCUAUGAGACAAAUCUGAAGCAGUGGAAAGCUGGCAGCGUUAACUUUCCAGAACUGCAAUGCCUAGUUCUGAAAGAAUGCAGAUCCCUGAAGACAAUCCCUCAAGACAUUGGGGAAAUUUAUACCUUGGAGUCAAUAGAGUUGCAUAAUUGCAGCACUUCGGCUGAAAAAUCUGUGAAAAAUAUUCAAAAAGAGCAAAAGAGCAUGGGGAAUGAUUGCCUCACUGUACUCAUCAAUAGUCGUCGUUAGGAGGGAUUUAAUGUCAAGUUCAAGAAUGCUGGUCAUGCUAGUUAAAAGUAUGUUGUCUAUGUGUGAUGAUUCUCGAGCAAUGGGCAGCAAUAUAUCUUCCAUUGUUAGCUUGGGUCUCUUUUCUGUUGCUUAUAAUGACUAAAGGACCUAUCUUUUAUGUCGGUCGCGUGCUGCUAGUUGUCGUUGAUGUUCUUAUUUUUGUAAUUUUCUUGCAAGCUAGACAUUAAUGACUGGUUGGUUUGUUAUGAUAAUGGUGUAUUUCAUUAUGUAGUAUUUAUCAAUUUGAGUUCAUAUAUAUUGGAUGCUUCUCUAAAUCUGCUCUGCAGUUUUGAA
This is a messenger RNA of Nicotiana tabacum (common tobacco), 1532 nucleotides long. RefSeq names its product putative late blight resistance protein homolog R1A-10. Gene Ontology annotation, biological process: defense response to other organism. Gene Ontology annotation, molecular function: ADP binding. NCBI's taxonomy places the organism in Eukaryota, Viridiplantae, Streptophyta, Magnoliopsida, Solanales, Solanaceae. The record is from RefSeq and is a predicted model, not a curated record.